Molecule: messenger RNA, 537 nt
Organism: Rhinocladiella mackenziei CBS 650.93
Lineage: Eukaryota; Fungi; Ascomycota; Eurotiomycetes; Chaetothyriales; Herpotrichiellaceae
Exons: 1
Coding region: 1-537 (178 amino acids)
Molecular function (GO): acyltransferase activity, transferring groups other than amino-acyl groups
Source: RefSeq, a predicted model, not a curated record
AUGGCUGUGAUUGUCCGCCCGGCCACAGAAAGCGACCUGUCCCAGAUCCGAGACAUCUUCGAGUACUAUGUCCUAAAUACUGUUGUAUCUUUCCUGACACAAAAGCCUCCACCGGAUUACAUCGCCACUCGAUUUCGUGAGACGACCAAGAGAAAUCUACCAUACCUGGUCGCAGUGGAUGACGAGGAUCGAGUUGUGGGCUAUUCAUACGCCUCAGCAUUUCGUGGCUUCAUGAUAAGCUACGGCCACACGGUUGAGAUAAGCCUCUUCUGUCAUCCAGAACAUAAGGGCCAGGGGAUUGGGAGCCAGAUGAUCAAACAGCUCAUCAGCGCACUGCGCACAACGAAGCACCUAACGAGAGAGGUUGGGUAUGAAGACAAUCCCAUCGAAGUCGAGGUCAAAAAGGUCUUGGCGAUCAUGGCCGUGGAUGAGACUGGUCCAGGUCAGGGCCUUGUAUUGCGCGAUUGGUAUAAGAAAUGGGGGUUCGAAGAGGUGGGAAGAUUGAAAGGUGUGGGCUUCAAGAAAGGCCGAAUGUAA